AUGUCUGAAACUUGGGUUCAACUUCAAGCUGAAGAAAUUGAAGCAUUAAAUAGUAUUUUUGAUGAAAAACAAUGGAAACGAGAUGAAAAUGAUACUCAAAGAACAUAUAUACUAACUAUUGAUCAUCGACCUGAACGAGCAAUUAGUUUGGAAUUAACAUUUGUUGAUGGUUACCCAACAGAUCAACCACUUAUUUAUAAUAUAAGGGAGAACGUUGGUAAACCAAUAGCUUUUUUAUGGGCUGAUGCUCUUCGAGAUUUUGUUGAUAAACCAUCAAAUAUUGACGAAACUUCUCAUAUGACUACAACAAUUGAACCAAUCGUUCAGCAAUAUAUAUCACCAAUAGUUGAAACACUUUUACCACCUAUAUAUAGUGAUGAACCAUUUGAAGAUCGUAAAAGUGUUUUUCAAGCACAUUUAAGUCCUGUACAUAGCAAAGAAGAAGUUCAACUUGUUGUUAAUAAAUUAAAAGAAAAUAAAAAAAUUGCUAAUGCUACUCAUAAUAUGUAUGCAUAUAGAAUAUGGGAUGAAAAACGUAAUGCAAUUUUGGCGGAUUGUGAUGAUGAUGGUGAAACAGCUGCAUCUGGUCGAAUGCUUCAUUUAAUGGAAAUUGCAGAUGUUAAAAAUGUACUAGUCGUUGUUUCAAGAUGGUUUGGUGGUAUACUUUUGCAUAAUGAUCGAUUUAAACAUAUUAAUAAUGCAACUCGAAUAAUUUUAAUUAAUCAUGGUUAUAUAAACAAAGUUCAUGAUGCAAUAAAAAACAAAUCGAAAAAAUCAUCCUAA
Messenger RNA from Rotaria sp. Silwood2, 783 nucleotides. The record is from the annotation of a GenBank genome assembly. NCBI's taxonomy places the organism in Eukaryota, Metazoa, Rotifera, Eurotatoria, Philodinida, Philodinidae.